CCUGCACGAGAACAACGAAAAGAGGUCACGUGGUGUUCCGGUGAAGCGGAUGCCAAACAAAUUGUUAUAAAAUUUUGUGAUGUUUACACGAAAUAUGUAGCAAUGUGGAGGUGGCUCAGUGGAAUUCCCAGAGCCCUCCGUCACCACCUGCAUGGUCCCAGAGCCUCAGCUUCUGGUGUUUGUAAAGAAGACGAAUUAGACGAAGCAAAGAAAUGUGCAGAGAGCCGACGCCAGCAGUACAAAGCCCAAUACCGGCUAGGAGCUGGGACAAACCAUCAGGAAAGUUCCCAUGAUGACAAUCAAUGGCAACAGGAGUCGGGGACUGACAAAGAGAAAGGCUACCGACACACACCUAAUUUCUGGACACUCUUUUGUGGACCAGGAUCAUGUGAGGCCUUUGGAUGGGGGACGAUUGUGGUGGUUGGUCUACAGCUUACCAGGUACCACCUACUGAUAGACAGAUGGGAGAAAUCGAAGGACAAAGAUAAGCACUCCCAAUGUCUGCUCUUCAAGAUAUCAAGUGUGCUGCCCCAACCUUGCCUGUGUAAGAAAUCUAUCCUUGAAACAAAUGAAACCCCUCCUUCAGAUGGAAAGCGUACGAGCCCCGUGCCAGACCUGUAUGAAAGAUAUGGGCCAUUAUUGAAUUUUAGUACUCAAGACACCAAGGAUGUGGCUGUGAAGAAAGAUGCUGGGGUUGUGGAGGAGGAAAAAGACAAGACCACAAGAGGGUCUUCCUUUGAUCCUUUAGAAACAGUAAUGAAGGAGUUUGAAACAGUUUGUCGUACAUAUGCAGCCGUUGGACAAAAUAUUGCUGGGCUUAAGAAAGCUUUGGCAGGUCAGCUGACCGAGGCUGCCAAUCACUGGGCAGAAGCUAGUAGCUCAGCGUACGGCAAGGCAAGCUUCAAUCUGGGUCUGUGUUACGAGACAGGGCGUGGGGUAAAGAAAAACAUGAAACAGGCUGUUAAACUGUACGAGCGAGCAGUGAAGGAGAACCACCCUCAGGCCAUGUACAACCUAGCCCUACUCUAUCUUGGGGAGGAAGAAGGACUGACAUCGCCUAAAUACGGUCUUCAACUCAUGGAGAAGGCUGCAGAGCUUGGACUGGCACAGGCCCAGACCUACAUGGGAGUACACAUCAUGGGGCAGAAACAGUCCUGUCUGGACAAGGCUGUCGCCUACUUCAGAGCUGCUGCUGGCCAGGAUGACUCUGAUGGAGAGUACUUCCUGGCUCUGUGCUACGAGCAGGGACUUGGAGUGGAGGAGAACAAGUGCCGUGCGGCAGACCUGUACAGCCAGGCUGCUACCAAGGGACAUGAUGGUGCCAUCUACAAUCUAGCAUUCUUCCAUGAACAUGGACUAGGAGGACUACCAGAGGAUCAAGUCACGGCCAUGACCUUAUAUAGGAAAGCUGCCAAUGCAGGAAAUGAGAGUGCUCUCUACCGUCUUGAGGGUCCACGUCGCCCAACCUUUCCCAACUGGAAAGAACAAUACAUGUAUGACUUUGUUGAGGAGCCACAGCUAGAGGUACGAGUCCCCAUGUCCAUCCAGGAAAAGCCACCAGCGGUGAAGGUACAGCCUGUUGUACAGGUUCCAUCAUCUUUCUCCUCUCCCUCCCUCACCGACUAUGUACGCAAACACCUAGAAGAUCUAGAUGUGAAAAAUGAUGUGUUACAGCUCGAUGUAGCCUCAAUGUCAGUCCUGGAGCCUAAAUUUGGAAAGUCCAAGAAACCAGCUUUCAGAAAGGAUAAAGUAUUCUUUACUCUAGGAGCCAGUGAUUCUAGUGAAGCUGGUGGCCCCUUUUGGGCAGACAUUGAUGAUAUGUGGGAGGAAAAUGUGAUAAAUGACAAAACUCACUUUUCUGCCUUGUUACAAAGAAACAAUACUAUGCCUGAUGUGAGGUCUGUUACCUGCUCUUAAUGUCAUGGGAACAUUAGACACCUAAUUCUUCUGUUUCAUUCGAAUGUCAUUUAUCAACAUAUCACUCUAUGUAUGUUAAGUUCAAUAAGUUGUGUGUAUGAACAUUGAUGACUUUUCAUGAACAUAGGGCAGACCACUUUGUGUUGCAGGAAAGUUAUACAUAAACCAAGCAGUACUCCAUAACAUAUAACACAGCAAUUAAGCUUCUAGCCCUAAGGUGGGCAGGCUGUUUAUUUGGCAGAACUGUACACAAUUUUUCAAACAGUUUAACCUUCAUUUGACCGCUUCAUAUUUGAUUAUUUGAUAUUAAAGAAUAGAUAUUAUUAAAUGAUUGUUCAUAUUGCGUCUUAAAACUGACCAAAACACUGAUGGGAUUACAGUUAUUUUGAUAUUCUGUACUUUUUGCCUAAUACAUACGGUACUACUGGUUUAGGUACAACUUAGUUCUAUCACAAAGAAAUGAAAUGUUCAAUUGUUCUAAAUGGUUGAGAGCAAAUCAUGAGUCAACAACAUUAAGAGUUGUGGAUUAACUAUAUAUAUAUAUUUCACAGGCAAAUAAGCCCAAGAACUAAAAUGGAACAUUGUUACUGAUUGUCUAUAAACAUGUGUUCCAAUAGGGAACACAAUCAUAUUAACAAACUUUAAAGUCAAUCUUACUAACAUUGUUACUGUUUUGUAGUCUACAUAUUUUUGAGAAAUCCAUAGAAUAUACCUUUAAAAGUGCCAUCCUGUCAAUAUUAUUAUAUAAGACCAAAAUGAUAUGAAUGUGUAGAUGAGAAAAUACUGCUGUUAGCUGUAUCGGUAAUAUAUUACUGCUAAUUAACAAUUACUUAAACCGGAUGUAAGUGAUUGGUUUCAAUAUGUAGAUAAGAUGUAAAAGAGUGUCCGUCUUCUUGUCGACAACACAUUGAGACUUUUGUUUUUUAAACCAUCAGAAAAAAUAAGUCUUAUUUUGUGGUUAUGUUUAUUGUGAUCACUUGAAGAAAGAUCAGAGGAGACACACAUUUUCUUUUCAAUUUCGAUAGAAAAGGAAAUAUUUGAUAGACCUCUAAAAGAGUGAUUAAGAAACGAAGACUGACAAUGUUUACAUUGUAUGUGGCCUACAUAGUGAUGUGUACAUUGUUUAUCGACUCCAUAGCGAUGUGUACAUUGUUAAUCGACUCCAUAGCAAUGUGGAGCUUGGUAUGGCAUUCAUAGUAAUGUGCUUGUAUUCUUUAAGAACAAUUUUGUUAUUUGCCUUCAGUCAUAUCUUUGCUAAGAAUUUUCUUUAUGAUUUUCCCUUAUACCUGUCAAAACCAAAACUCCUGAUGGGAACCUAUACUUCUCAUUUAAGACAGAUCACUGCAGUGGAAUGAGCAAGAUAACUUAUAAUUAAUGGAUAGUAUGAUCACAAGAUUUUCUCCCACCCUUCACAGGUUUGUCUCCCGUUUUAGACGGGAAAGAUCAGCUUGUCACCCCCUAGGGGGAGAUAGCCUCGUGCCGAUUCGCACAUGUUUAAUUGUGACGCCAUUAAAAUAUGUCAUCGGUAAAUUGUGACGUCAUCAAAAGUGAAUGACGAUAGGCAUACCCCACAUGUGUUUUUGUUUACAAAUAUGGCAGACUACUGUCGGUGGAGCUGUGACGGAAAUAAUAGGAUGGGAGAAAAAGAAUCAUCCUCUACCUUGAGGGUCUAACAGAAAUCUCCAACCCUCGGGGUGAUUUUUUUGGUAGUCUAACCCUCGGGUUAGACAACCAAAAAAACAUCACCCUCGGGUAGGAGAUUUCUGUCACACCCUCAAGCAAGGUAGGGGAAGAUUCUAUUAAUCUUAAAUUUAAAUGACUGCUAAACACCCACCAUUUCUGUCUUGUGCCUAUGGACUUCACUGUAUAUCAUUAUUGUGUUGUAUUAAGUCAUUGUUAGGUGCAGAUCCAGAAUUUUCAAUCAGUGGUGCACAUUCACAGGUUCUUAAUGUGAAUAUAGUGUUGGGCACCAAUUUCUUUACAUCAAAUUGAUGGUUAAAAGUUAAAAAAAAAAUAACCUCAGUUUUGUAAGAGGAAUACCUACAAUUUCAUCUUCAUCUGAUUGUUCAAGCAACAUCAUUAAUCAUAAAUCAGCCUUGAAGCAAAUAGUUUUUCUGUAGGUUAAACCUGAAAAAAGCAAAGUCGCAUUUACACUGAUGUUUUGCAUAAAUGAAUGUAAAUAUUAUGUAUAUAAAAUAUGUAAGGUUUUCAUAAGAACCUAUUUUCUACAUGCUUGCAAGUAUUCACAUAUACUGCUACUACGCUCUUUGUAGAAAGUAUCAGAAUGAUUGUUGAAAGGCUUCUUGUGAUCAUGAAUUACAAUAUUAUAUUUUUGCAGUGUUACAAAUUCCUUUGAAAUGACUGGUCAAUAAUGUGUUAGCUGUACAUGUGUGCUUAUUCUCACAGCGUAAUUUGCUAAAGUCCCAAUAAGUUGUCUCUUGGAUUAGGUCGGAACAAGUGUUUACUUAAGGUUAUGGUAUCUUUGACAUAAUUACAGCAGAAAUUAUAAUUGAAAAGUUGUAUUUAAUGCACCAUAUCAUUAUUGUGUUUUAUUGAGUUAAAUAAAAAAUAUGUUAAAAAAAAUAAUUCUGUAUUCUUCACCAUGGCAUGCAUAUUAUAUCUGUAUUUGGAGCAUUUAAAUCCAAUAUCCCGAUCAGUCUGUAUUCAGGGACUUACAUUUUACUUAAUUUUUACAGUGGAAGAGACUUGUUUUGUUAAGAGUGAGAGGCUCAUGGUCAAAGAGACCAUUCUUGUAAUCACUCUGCAGAGCAGAAGAGAUGUAGUAGAGAGAGAGAGGGACUGGUUUAGUCGAGAGAGAGAGAGAUAGAGGUUUAGUCGAGAGAGAGACUGGUUUUGUCAAAAGUGUGAGGGUUUGUAAAACCUGUUAUGUUAUCACUAUCUAAAGUGGGAGGGGUGCUUUUAAACAAGAAUGGAAUACAUUUGUAGUCCAGAGUGUGAGGAACCUAUUUAGUUAAGAAUUGAAAUGAAUUGUUUUGGAUUUUGUUUGUUAUGCUUCAACAUUAUUAAAAACUUAAACUGUAA
Messenger RNA from Mizuhopecten yessoensis (Yesso scallop), 4959 nucleotides. Its product is annotated as death ligand signal enhancer-like. Gene Ontology annotation, molecular function: protein binding. The transcript has 10 exons. The record is from RefSeq and is a predicted model, not a curated record. The coding region runs from base 103 to 1917 and encodes 604 amino acids. Lineage: Eukaryota; Metazoa; Mollusca; Bivalvia; Pectinida; Pectinidae.